Plasmodium coatneyi is the source of this 2823-nucleotide messenger RNA. RefSeq lists its product as uncharacterized. Bases 1 to 2823 code for a protein of 940 amino acids. Gene Ontology annotation, cellular component: nucleolus. The transcript has a single exon. The record is from RefSeq and is a predicted model, not a curated record. Gene Ontology annotation, biological process: ribosomal large subunit biogenesis; ribosomal large subunit export from nucleus. Lineage: Eukaryota; Apicomplexa; Aconoidasida; Haemosporida; Plasmodiidae.
AUGGAGGCCAAGUUGAAAAGGAAGAAAUAUCUGAACCACCUUCAGCACAACAUCUGUAGGAACCACCGGCUGUACCAGAAUGACUUUUACGAGCAGUUCGAUAAGUUCCUUUUCAAUUACGGCGUGGUGUUGCUGAACCCGUUUAGGAAGAACGAAUUAUUCUGUAGCCAGCUCUCCUUCCUCAGCUACACGGUUCGCUUUUUCUCGUUCCCGGAGGGGGAAACGGCAAAACGUAGUGCAGAUGAGGAUGUAGAAGGGCACAGUUCAGAUGAGGGAGCAUCCACCCGUGAUGCAGACUCCCUCAGUGAUGAUGUUGACCUUGGCGCCGCCGAGGAUGUGGAGGAUGAGCUGAACCUAAUGAACCUCGACGCAAAGAGGAAGGAAAUUUGGGACACCAUAAAGAGCAAAGUAGAGGCAGAAGGGGAAGAUGCAGCAAAGAGGAGAAGAGAAGCAGAGAAGAAGAAACUGAGGGAAAAUCCCCUCCUCCCAUACGAGGAUCUAAAUGAAUACAUAAACCUACUGAUGGUAACAGACAAGGAAGAAAUAAAUUUCCCGGAGGAGCUGUUCUUUCUCAUCUCCCAGUUACUAGUGAAGCACAAAAAUAGUCUAUACAUCUCAGUCCUUUUAAGUAUAUUAAAAACGCUGCGACAGAUAAAGAGGAAAAUAGAUGUAUUGAGGUAUCUGCAGGUUUUGGUCUUCCUCUGUGAUGUGAAUCUGAGUAAGGUAAAAAUGUUCCUCUUUAAGAGCGUCGUCGAGGCGAUCGUGCAGGUGCAUAAAGGGCCCAAAAAAGGAUCCACCGGGUUAAGGCACACUUCCACAGAACCUGUAGGUGGUCCCAAACUGGCCGAUGAAAUAUUGCAACUCCUACAUGAGGCUUACGUGGAAAACAAACAGAGGAAACGCAUCCAAAGGAAGUACGCCUCCCCAGGUAGUAGUGACCCCACCAGGAGACACUACCUCAGUAACGUACUCAUCACGGAGAGCGUGAACAACUUCGCCUGUAGUGUCCUAAUCGAGUUGGUAAAAAAAAAAAUCUACGUAACGAAAAGGAACAUUAACUUCCUCUGCGAAGGAAUAUUUUACAAAAAUGAAAAAAUCGUAAAAUGCGUUUCGUUCGCUCUGUUGGGAAAGUUGGACAACAAGGACUUCGUCAUACAAGUGGCGAAGGAAAAAAUAAACACCAACAACCAGAUCGAUAGUCUAAAAAAUAUAAGCAACCAAACGCAUCAGAAGUUAAGUAAAGCGAAGAUAAAAAAGCUGCACCAGAAGAAGGAAAGGAUUCUGAGCAAACUGUAUAAGAGUAACCAGAAAGGAUCCACUUCAUCGGAGGAGGAUGUUGGAGACGGCAACGGCGUAAGAAGGGGUGAACAUCUAUCUAAUAAAGCAAAUUACAUUUUUAUCGAUUUGCUCUUCGACCCACAUACCUUCGCCAACAAUAUUUUCAACUUAAUAUGCACCAAGUACCGAAACAACCACGGGACGGUAAAGUUACUCCUCCUGAAUAUCCUGUGUAGGUUGCAUCAGCGCAAUCAGAUCGUCGAAGAAAAUUUAUUCCUGUACUAUGAGAACCUCCUAGGAAACCUAAGAAGCAAGACUCUUUUACCAAAAUAUCUUUCCACGUUUAUCCAGUGCAUCCAUGCAACCACCCCCUCGAUGUAUGUACAACGAAUUGUUCACGUCUUAACGAAAAAGUUCUUAUUCGACAAUAUGUCUGAAGAAUUCAUUUACCUCAUCAUAAAUGCGAUCGUUGAAAUUGUUAUAAAGUGCCCUGACUGUCUGGACGAAGAAGUAUUCGAAGCGGUUAUCGUUUUUAAGGACUACAAAAAUAAGAAUACUGCCAUACUGAUUAGGCGGUUUGUUAAUCUAUGUAAGGAGAUAAACCCGGAGUUGCUCGAUAGGAAGUUCCUCGACAAGAAAACUGCUCUCCUCAUGCAACGACGGAAGAUUCUUUCCUCCGCCACAGGGGGGGUCGUACCGGACACGGGGUCGAUCCUGCAAUAUUCGUAUCUGCUCCGCAAGGGGAAAGCCGCAGCGCAGGAUGACAACAACGAUGAAGAGGAAAGUGACGUGGAGGAAGAGGAAGUUGACGAAGAAGAGGAAGAAGAAGAAUUAGACGAAGGAGCGGAGGAAGAAGGACAUGGUGAAGAAGAACAGGAGGAUGAGGACGGCGAUGAGGAAGAAAUGGAGGAAGAAAUGGACGAUGAGGAGGACGACGAAGAAGAGGAAGAUGACCAAGUGGAGGAGAAUGGCCUACCGUCCGAUCAGCCCGGUGGACGGUCUGACAAGCAGAGCAAAAAGGCCAAACGCAGAGACGCAAAGGUAAAGAAAGAGCAGCGUAUCCUUCAAACGAACCAGCAAAUAUUGAGCCAGAAAAUACUGACGGAUGAAGAUUUUCGAAAACUCAAACGAAUGAGGGACUACGUUGCGAACAACAAGAAGGUGCUCAUGUCAGACCUGCAAGACAUUUGCAACGCGGACUACAGUGAGGAAGACUCGAACAGCAGCGCCGACGAGGGAAAAGAAAAAAUCAUCACCCACGAAGAUUUAUUGAUGAAGAAAAAAAUAAAAAAACAUGAACUAAUGAAGGUAAAAAUUAAAAAAAAAAGCCAAAGCGAUAAUCGAUUUAAAACCAACAAAGAGAAGGAAAAAAAAAAGUCCGUGAUGAUGUUGGCGCAGAAGCUCAGGAGGAAGAAGAAGAACAAUGCGGUUGUGCAGUACGGGAAAAUUAAGAAGAAACUCAAGGGGAAGCUAGCUGCUCGGGCCAAGAAGAGGGGUAUCCUCCAAAAGCGUAUUGCGAAGAAAUUGAGUAGGCGCCGCCGCUGA